Podarcis lilfordi (Lilford's wall lizard) is the source of this 42928-nucleotide messenger RNA. Lineage: Eukaryota; Metazoa; Chordata; Lepidosauria; Squamata; Lacertidae. The record is from the annotation of a GenBank genome assembly.
GGAGGAGGAAAAGAGCAAUGACCUAGGCGUCACGAAUGCCAGUAUCCCUUGCAACACCAGCCACAGCGAAAGCAUUUUCCUGGGGAAGUUGCAAUCUGCAACACUAAAAGUACGGCCUAUACCUCAUGUGUCUCUCAGCAAAUCUGCAUCAAUGGGAACUGGUGCCAUGGCCCUUGUCUACAAACAUCUUCUCUUAAUGCUGCUGGGCGUAGGCUGGCCAGGUCUGGGGAAUCCUAAUGCGGAAGCAGCUCGGGUCCGAGAGCACUAUAUAGUGGCUCAGGUCGCUAACUGGAGCUACAGUUCCCAGGCAGAAGACCUGUCCAGGUAACUAAAUGUGUGUAGCUUAUUUGGGGGUGUAAUGGGAAGGUGAGGUUUCCCCACCCCUGAAGAAUGGGCUGCUAGGUUAACCAAGAUAAAUGUUAGUUUUAAGUUGCUUUCAAUGGUGUGACUUCUAAAUUGCCGUGAUUUUUGGAUAGAUUUUCUGCUAGUGUUACUCAUCAUUAUUUUCAUCUAUCUAUUGUUGGCUUUCAGCAUUUUGCUGCUUAUUCACUUUUUACCACUUAGAAUAAUGAAAUUUGCUCACAUGAGGCUUCUUUCUCUCUGAUAUACUAGUUUGUUAAGUGCAAGGAAGUUGUUUCCAUGCAAGCAAGAGAAAAUUCAGAUGUGCAGCUGUUGUUCUUCGACUUUGUGAUGUAUUUUCUUGUUUGGUUUUAAGUAGCUUUAUGGUUUUGACUGUGUAUGUUCAUUAUUUCUGUGUGCCAUAUCGGAAAUACAGUACUACCUAUUAAACAGGGAGAAAGAGAGGAGAUGUGCAGGCCAUCACGUCUGCUGUCCUAUCUAAUUUCAGCCUUAGACUGGUUUGCAAUGCAAAUAUAAACCUGUGUGGGUGAGAAUGUCCAUUUGAUCACUUGCCCAUGCUUAGAUGCCAACAAAAGGAAAGAGAGAGCCUCAAGGGCACCUUUUAACUUUUUAUGUAAAAAUGUCACAAGACAUUCCCAAAGCUUGAUUGAGAAUAAGAAAUGAUGCUCUGCUAGCUUCUUAGGCAAGUGGAGAUUUUUAUUUUUAUUUUUUGUCCUGGCUUCCUUCAUGGGUGUAUCCAGGAUUUUUGUUAAGGGGGCGCAGGACUUGGUGGGCGGCAGGACUUUUAUGGGGGGGGGGUCAGAAGUGAUGUGAUUGGUCAGUUAGUUAAGUAUUUCUGUUGUUCUACUUGAUGCAGGGUGGGUAGCUGCUGCCUCCGCCCCACCUUGGAUAGGCCCAUAGCCUCCUUAAAAAUAUUUGCAGCCUCACAUUCCCAAAUCUUUGUCUUGUUGGGUAAACCCACCGAUCAGUCACUUACCUUUGUAACUUGCCUUUUGGACUAAUGUCCUGAGCCAGAAUGUCAUACGCACUCAGAUGCACCUAUGGAACUCCCACACAUUCUGGGCUCACUCUUGAAUGACUAGUUGAAAAAAUGCACUCAAUAGUGUUGAAUCUGUGAGGCAGGUUCUGCCAUUGGCCACUGUGAGAACAGGACUAGACGGGUUGUUGGCUUGGUCCAGUGGGGCUGUCUGCAUGUUCUAUCUUCUUUAAAAAUCUCAGCUUUUCUUUCGAAACAGAGCAAUGUUAAAUCUGAGUGUGUUGUGGCAGCUUUUUACAAAGGCUCAGGAAUUUGAGGGGUCUCAGUAAAGCUUCUAAUGAAGCGCAUACACCUGCCUUCCUGAUUUCCUCCUAUUGAUCCUCCACAUAUUCUUGCUUUUGUGUACAUCUCUGAGGCUUAUUCCAUUCAAGCCGGCCCUAACACAGAGUUGGAAUAGAUUAGGAUAUAGUAAAUUCUGAAAAAUAACCUUAUAGUUUAUUUAGUGGUUUUAUUGGCCACUCUUCAGUUAACAAUAAACUAAUAACUUCAAAAUUGCAAUAAAGCACAGCAAAACAAUUUAGUGUAAAAUUGGGCAACAGAUAUUGGUUAUAAUAUAGUUAUGGAAGCAUGGGAAUAAUUAUGGAAUACAGAUGCAGUCAUACCUCGGGUUGCGAACGUGAUCCGUGCGGGAGGCAUGUUCGCAACCCGCAGCAUUCACAGCCUGAAGCGCCAUGUCUGUGCAUGUGUGUGACGUGAUUCGGCGCUUCUGCACAUGCGCGUGAUGUCAUCCUGCGCUCAUGCGCCGAAACCCGGAAGUAACCCAUUUGGCGCGGUCUGCAACCUGAAAACGCACAACCCGCAGUGUUCAUAACCCGAGGUAUGACUGUAUAAAAUUUACAGCAUGCUAUGGUUUAAGAGAAAACUGUAUGAAAAUGUUAUAUAGAUGGUAUCUAACACCAAGUAAACUGGCAAAAAUGUAUAAAUAAAAAAUGAAUAAGUGUUCGAAAUGUAAAGAGAAAGAAGGUACUUUCUAUCAUACGUGGUGGUCUUGCACUAAGGUUAAAGCUUACUGGGAAAUGAUAUAUAAUGAAUUGAAAACAAUGUUUAUAAUAACAUCCGUUAACAAAAACAAACCGGAAGUUUCCUUCUGGGAAUUAUAGGGGUAGAACUACCGAAACAGUAUAGAAAUUUAUUCAUGUAUACAACUAUAGGGCAAGAAUGUUAUUUGCACAAAAAUGGAAAGAAGAAGUCCCGACGAAAGAAGAUUUGAUACAAAAACUCAUGGACUAUACAGAAAUGGUGAAACUUACCAGAAAAAUAAGAAAUAAAGAAGAUAAACUUUUUAUAAAAAAUGGAAAUGGUUUAUUGAAUAUGUACAAAUAAAUUGUAAACAGAUAUGGACACUGGCAGGAUUAUUGUAAUAACCUGCAGUUUCAUAAGAGUAAAUAAUUAAAGUAGAUGAAUAAAAGAAUAAGUUCAGUUAAUUUAGAAUAUGCAGCAAAUGAUAAAUAUAAAUUUAAGGAACCACAGAAAGAGGAAGAAGGAAGUCGAGUUUUGAAAUGUGAAAAUGACUGUAAAGUUAUUGAAAUGUGUAUUACUGAAAACCACAAUUACUAUUUUUUUAAAUGUAGUGUAAAAUGCCCAUGUAAAACCUCUUCACACAUUUUUAAAAGACCAGAGGAAGGAAAAAGAGUGCUCACAUGGUGCCAAAAAGAAAAUGAGAAUGGUGCCAGGCAUAUUUUUUGGGAGAAAAAAUUCCAGAGAUUGGGUGCCUUUACAAAAAAGGCCCUGUCUCCUGUCUUUGUUUCAGCAGGUGGCUCUGCUGAGAAUACAAAAUGUGUUUGGUACACAUGUUGAUUUCUGCAACUGUGCUUAACUUUCAUAAUGCAUUUUACAGCAUAGAGUUCUUAUAAAUAUAUUCCACACGGAAGCUAUUUCCUGUGAUAGUUUUAAGACUCUUCUAUUUCAGAUUACCAAAAUCAGAUCAUCUAUUUAAGAAAAUUAUCUACAGCGAGUAUGAAGCAGAUUUCAAAAAAGAAAAACCAAGAAAUGCUCUAUCAGGUAAACACAGAAUGAUUUUCAGAUAUUGCUGGUGAAAUUUUCACAGCAUGGUAUAAUCUCUCUGCUGUCACAAAUCCAAAUUAACAACAUUUUAAAUCACUACAGGUUUAUUUACCCAUUUAGGUCACAAUCCAAUGGAUGUUCCUGAGGUUAGAGGAUAAAGUGGAUUUCCCCCCUCGGCCUGCAGUAAGGCAGGUCUGCAGACAGAGGCGGGACAUCCUAUUUGCAGAGAAACCACUACUAUCCUUGCCACUUAGCCACUGGUACUCUGGUGGUGGGGUGGGUCAAGGGAGGUUUAGAAGCCAAAGUCCUCUUAUUCCCUAGACAGGGCCCCCAAACAGCGUGGGUGGGGAGAGUACAUCUGCCCUGGAGUUGGCACUCUGAUCUGGGACAAAUGGGGAGGUUAAAAAACAAAAUAAAAGAGUAGCCCCAAAAUGAAUAACACAAAACCUAGAGAAACACCCUCCCACUCGGCCAACAUGAACCCAGUAGGGCUUUGGAUUUGCUGCCUCUCCUCUCCCUUCCUAUGGGUCUACUCUACCCUCUUUGAGUGCCUGACUCAGCUGCUUCUUACUUAGCUGGUUGAAGAGUUAUAGAAACUUCUGACUUUUGCCUGGCUGGAAUGCAGCCUAGGGUUCAAGGCAUGAAUCACAUUUGCUAUGACCCUGCCCACCUUUUGCCCCUGGCCACACCCAAUACUGGCAUACGGCCCCUGGAAGCUUAUCCAUGAGGAAUGUGGUCCUCAGCCUGAAAAUACUCCACAUUCUUUUUCUAAGUUUUAGAGGUACAGGUAGGUGGAUCCUGCUGCUCUUUCAUAUCCCUGGCCACCUGCUUGCAGAAAGCAGGUGAACAGGUAGCAACAGCAGUGAGAAGGAGCAUGGCCAGGAGACGGUCAGUAGUCAUUUUUUCCAAAUUACUCUGUUCUUCUCCUUGCACUGAUAAUUAGAUAGUUUCCAUUGUCCCAUUAAUGACCCCAGAUACCAAAAAUGCACUUGUGCAGAACAGCUAACUAGAAAGUGACUAAUCAUUUCAGUAACUAGUGUUGUAUCGCUGACUCAAAAUAUACAAAGGAUGCCUAGCUGUUGUUCCUUUCAAUGUUAUUCUGCACGUUGCCACAAAGACUGAGUUGUGGCUUCCUUCUUUCACUUCCACAUUGUUCCAGAAUUUCCUGCAUGACACACAAAGUCUUCUACAAAUUUUAAUGAUAAAUGAGUACAGUGGUAUCUCGGGUUACAGACGCUUCAGGUUACAGACUUCGCUAACCCAGAAAUAGUACCUCAGGUUAAGAACUUUGCUUCAGGAUGGGAACAGAAAUCGUGUGGUGGGAAGCGGUGUACACAUAGCAUUAGUCAGAACCAAUCUUUCCUGUAUAUAUUCUGUCAUUUCUUAUGAACUACUGUGUUUUGAUGCUCCCCGCCCCCCAGUCUCAAUCUGAAUUGAGAAAAAUAACAACCCAGCUGUGUGCAGUGGCAUAGCGUGGGGGGUGCAGGGGGGGCCGGCCGCACCGGGCGCAACAUCUGGGGGGGCGCGCUCGCACUCGCAGCUCUCUGCCCCUACCUGGCUCACUCUCUCUCUCUCACUGCAGUGCUGGCUAUGCGAAUCCGAUCUGAGCCGCUGGGUCGCCGCCCACUGUGGAGGGGGUGGGUGCCAGGCGUGCGGUGCGGAGAGAGAGCGAGGGACUAUCUGGGGGAGGGACAGUGCAGCGGCCGCCCAGCGCAGCGCUGAGCGUGGGAGAGAACCACACCAGACCAGACCAGGCAGCAGCAAGAAGAAGCUGGCAGCAGCGGCAGGUUAGGGGUUAGGGGGCGCAAAUUACUUGCCUUGCCCCGGGUUAGGGGGCGCAAAUUACUUGCCUUGCCCUGGGUGCUGACAACCCACACUACGCCGCUGGCUGUGUGUCAAGUCAGUAAUGUGUAUGCAGCCCAAAUACAAAGUUUCCUACCACGCUGAUGGAGUGGUCUAAUAUUGUUAGUUGCUUGUACCUCUGUUUUGUAUGCGAUUUUCCUUGUUUUUAAGUGACUAGAUUUUUCAGGCAUUCCUUCAAUGUGUUGGUAGGGUGGGGUGGGGAGAAUUGCACUGGAAGGCUCAGCCCCCUGCCUGGGCAUAUUCAUUAGAACAUGAACUCUUCAGAUCAUCCCUCACCAUAAUACCAUGUGGUUAUAUAUAAUCAUUUUUCAAUGUCUUUCUUUAUUAAGACUUUGAUUAAUUUUCCUAUUCAUUAAAUGUCUCCCAAUAUUUUCCUUCAUCUACCUGCAAAACAAUUCAAGAUUAAGCAGAAUUGCCACGCCUAGCCAAUUCUCUUUUCAUGCAUACAGCGGUCACAAUGGAUUCUACCGGUUUAUUCUUUUAAGUGUUCCAGAACGAGUAUGGGCUACAUAAGUAGCAAAUACUUGUUCUAUACCAGAGCUUUCCAAACUGUGUUUCGCAACACAUUAGUGUGUCAGCUGCAAUGUGUAAGUGUGUCACACGAAGGAAUUAGUUUAACCUCCGAUUUGAUAGUAAAACUGAAUUACUGUGUCAUGAAAUGAUGCAAAACUGAAUUACUGUGUCGUGAAAUGAUGCAUAUCUAAAAAGCAUGUCACCAACAUGAACCGUUUGGAAAGCUCAGUUCUAUACAGUGGUACCUCGGGUUACAGAUGCUUCAGGUUGCAGAUACUUCAGGUUACAGACUCCGCUAACCCAGAAAUAGUACUUCAGGUUAAGAACUUUGCUUCAGGAUGAGAACAAAAAUUUCGCAACAGCGGCGCAUUGGCAGCGGGAGGCCCCAUUAGCUAAAGUGGUACCUCAGGUUAAGAACAGUUUCAGGUUAAGAACGGACCUCCAGAACGAAGGUACCACUGUAUAGGAAAAUUUAGGCACAGGCCUUUUAAAUUUAGCUAGGCCAUAGGCUCAAAAGAAAAUGGAAUCAUCAAAACCAUACCCUCCAACUUUUACUAACCAAAAUCUGGGACCCCUCCACCAUGCCAUGGCUGCAUGCCUGCGACCCCCCUUGCCUGCCCAGGUUGCCUCCGCCCUCUGCCAUCACUGCCAUACCUCCACCUGCACUGCUCAUCCUCCCUGCCCUCUCGCUCUGCUCACCCUCCCCACCUGUGCCGCUCAAAAAUGACCCUAAAAGAGAGCAAAAACAGCAGAAAUAGCGCCUAGCAAUUCCACAAGCUUUUGCAAGCACAAUCCUAGGAGCCCUUGCACUGACCGUUGAGGCCUGUGGAGAGUUGGAAUUUGAGCAAGGAGGUUUGGAGGGAGCAAUUGUGGUGGAGUUUGGUGGAUUUUUGUUUUUGUUUUUAAGAGUUUUCCAAUAUCAUCAUCUCCUUCUUACGUCACAGACAAGCAUAAAGCUCAAUUGCUGCUCUGAACUUAUUGGAGGAAGGUUGGUGUGUGUUAACAAAUAAUAACAUUCCUGCCCUAAGGAAUGAUGGUGCGUUCUAAUAGCCACUUGUGUGUGCAAGUUUGUGUCUCAGUCAAAACACAAGUCUCUUUUUCCAUGUUGUGUAUUUAGGGAUUUCUCUUUCUCUCUUUAAAAUAUAUUAUCAUUUUGGUAGGGCUUCUGGGGCCAACACUACGUGCUGAAGUGGGAGAUACACUUGUCAUUCAUUUUAAGAACCUGGCUAAUAAACCACUGAGUAUUCACCCACAAGGUAUAGCGUACAGCAAACAUUCAGAAGGUAAGUGCUGGUAAUGUGACUGUGUUGUCAGAUAUCUCGGUGACGAUCCUUUCAUAUUCCUGGCUUCGUCAGCCAUCAGGACCAGCCAACCAGAGCUCCCAUUAGUGGAAAUAUGACUGUAAUGGAAAACUUAAAGGACACACCAGUCAGGAAGCUAGACGAGAACGUUAUUUCUUUUAAACAGGAGCGAAUCCGUAACAAGAAACUUCAGCCUGUCCCCUCAGAUAUAAUGAAGUCAAAUGCCACCUAGUGACUAAACUAUAUAACAACAUCAGAAAAGCUAAGGUCUGUCUCAGAUUUUGAUCAGAUCCCCAGCACUGAGAAAGAAAAGGAAAAGUGGAUAUACUUUAACCUGGCUUAGGGGUAAAACUGCAAGUGCAAAAAUUUCAACAUUUUAAACAAUGAGAUAUAUUUUGUUGGGCUUCACGAGGAAUGUUAGAUCUGUGUCCUCCUGUAUUUUGUACUAGGCAUCAGCCAGUGACUGACACAAGUUGUUGUUUGAAUUGCAAGGGAUAAUGAUACCAAAUUGGUGUAGCUGACCCCCAGAAAUAUAUUGCCAUGCCUUUAAUAUUUAAAUAGCGGCAUAUUAAAUAGAACUAAUUCUUCUAGAAUGAGCUGAGAAGAAAUAUCCAUAUGCCAUUUGCAUAAGUAAAUGGAAAUAUGUUCUUCCAAGUAAUUUCUGCAAAAGAGCCCUCGAUAUACAAUGGUAGAGGAGAAUGGUAAACUGAAACAAAUUGGCAAGUUUCAGUUUGCACAGCAAUAGCAAAUAGUGUCAGGCCCCUGUAGAGCUUGUCCCCAAAUGACUGGGAAGCACGGGGUGUUCUCGGUAUGACAGCCAAGUCCAGCAGGCCUCUGGCAUCCCUCCCUUCCAGCUGGCUUAGCCCUCCGAGGCCCAGGGCAAGUGUACCCAGCUGUACCUCCCCUGCUCCCACCGCAUGUGCACGGGCCUAUGUAGGGCUAUCUAAGUACCUGUUCUCCUGUACCGUAUGUGCAUGUACAAUCCUCAGGCAGGGCUGUAUAAGAAAGCUGGAUAGAUUGGAGGAACCUGUGACCCUCCAGAUUUUAUUGGACUGCAACUCCCAUCACUCCCAGCUUGCAUGGCCCAUGGGCAGGGAGUGAUGAAAAUUAUAGUUUAACAGCAUCUGAAAAGACACAGGUUCUCCAUGCCUGGUAAAAAGAGGACAUUAGACUCAGCGUGUAUAUGGAUAGGUGGGUGCAUGUACAUUUAUUUAUUCAUUGCUUCAUAAGGGCACUGUUGGUAUUAUUAUGUAUGAAUAAUACAUGGUGAAUCCUUGCUUCCCUGCCACUGAAGGUUCCUCAUAUUCCGACAAGACAUUGCCUAUCGAAAAACUGGAUGAUGCUGUGCCUCCUGGAAAAAGUUAUAAAUACGUGUGGAAGGCCACUGCAGGAACUGGACCACGGGAGGCUGAUCCUCCUUGCCUCACCUAUGCCUACUACUCACAUGAAAACAUGGUGCAAGACUUCAAUUCUGGCCUUAUCGGUGCUUUGCUGAUAUGUAAAAACGGUAAUAAAACAUUUAGGUUGAAGAAACCAGCAAGUGUUUGUUGGGGAUUAUCUGUAAUGUCCCUUCUUCCCACACAUGCAUUCCUGUUUAUCAUCUGCCUCAGCUCCUUGGCCUCUGACAAACUAGGCCCUUUUGACAGGAAUAAUUUCUCUUCUAGCAGGCCCAACUCUUCAAGACUCAGCCCUGUCCCCUCAUACUUUGGUCUGGCUAAGGUGUCCUCAGCCCCAUAGAGUUGGUGCCUAUGCUGGGAGAGAAACCCUAGAGAGCUGCUGUCAAUCAGUGUCAACAGUAAUGAACUUGAUGGGCAGCUUCCUAGGGGUCCUUCCUUGUCUAUGUCUUAUUUGAUGAAACACUUUGUCCCCCCCUCCCACCCCAAUGUCUGUGACAGGCUCUUCUUCUUCUAGGAAGCCUGCAUGAAAAUGGAACACAGAAAUUUUUUGACAGGGAAUAUGUGCUGACGUUUGCUGUGUUUGAUGAAAGCAAAAGCUGGCAAAAAGGAUCUUCCCUCGUGUACACCAUUAAUGGCUACGCUAAUGGAACACUGCCAGGUACUGUAUAUCCUGUUAACCUAGAUGGAUUUGCUUGACUGACUGCCAUUACGGUACAGUGAUUUUGAAACAAAAGUUUCCAACUGCUGUUCUUUUGCGUUUCAGAUGUACAAGCCUGUGCUUACCAUCGCAUUAGUUGGCAUUUGAUAGGGAUGAGUUCUGCACCUGAGAUCUUCUCGGUCCAUUUCAAUGGGCAAACCUUGGAGCAAAACCACUAUAAAAUGUCAACGAUCAACCUUGUCGCAGGAGCAUCAGCAACAGCAAAGAUGUCUGUGAGCAAGACAGGAAAGUGGCUCAUAUCGUCCCUUGUUGAAAAGCAUCUGCAAGGCAAGGAGAUCUUUCUUCAGCAGGCAUUGGUGCAACUGCAGCCUUCAUUACCUUCUCUCAUAUAGCAGUUGUACGAAACAUGCAAAAUCAUCUUAACUAUAGCAGCACUUGUGGUGAUGGAGGUGGGGGCUAGGAAAACAAUCUGGCAUAAAUUAGAACUGCUGUUUGCAUAUGUUGACUAUAGAAUAACAAGACACCUGUAACUACAAUUGUAUUUUGUUAGCGGGGGGUAGUGAAGUGUCCUUUGUCCACGAUUGGCUCACCACUGAAAUACAGGGUGAGUCCUUUAAAAGAGGCCCUGUGGAUACAGGGUACACAUGUUCCAUAGGGCCUCUUUUAAAAGACUCACCCUGUACAUGCAAUGAUUUUCAGUGGCCACCACCAUCUGUCCAGAUAGUCAUGUGAUUCGCUUUAAACCCUUGGAUGUGUUGUUAGUUAAGCUGACCCUUCAUACUAACUAACUAACUAACUAACUAACUAACUAACUCACUAACUCACUAACUCAGUAAGAAGACAGUACAAAUGUCUUUUGUUUCAUUGGUUAAGUACAAAUGCCUAUGGAUAAGCCUAAACCUUUAUUAGUUUAGUCACUAGAUUAAUAAAGCAAAGUUUUACUAGAUUAGCCAAUGGAGGCUGCUUUUAACUCAUGAGGAAAUAUUUAAGUAGGUGAAGCUGUGAGCCAAGAGCAACUUAUUUAUUUGUUGUGACCAAUUUGGUUCUGAUGUGCCUGUAAUAGGGAAUGAAAAAAUAAAAUAUUAAGAGACAUCUUUUUCUUUUAACAAUAAGCGGUAGUUUUUGUUUCUUAAAGUUAUCUUCUGCUGUCUUCAGUGUCUCAACAAUGCAUUUACAUUGAGAUUAUCAUAAUAUGCUCAUUUAUGUACAUUUAGUUGAUUAAAACCUAUAUUAAGCCACUGAAAAUGCUUUGUUUAGUUAUCUUAGUUGUUACUAACUAUGCAGAACUAUCACUUGUAAAGACAUACUCUCAAAAUAAUUUUUGCACCUGUACAGCUAUUAGUAGGAAGAAGCUGCAUGGAUUUAUUUAGCAUCCUGAAGAAAACCCAAGCCUGUCGCUAUGAAGACAUUGUUUAAUUUUGUUAAAAGUAUGGCAUUGUGAAUCAUGAGCAUAAGUCAGGUCUCCAAAAGGCUCUGUCACACUCCAAAACAAACAAGGCAGUAUUGAAUUGUUCCCUUCCUUGAAUGGAAAGAGUAUUCCCAUUUGCAGAAGAGGUUUUGAUCUACUGGAAUCUCUGCUAAAGGAAGAAGAGGGGAGGCAAUGUCCACUGAUUCCCCCCUUCCCCUGCAACCUCCCAUGCCACCUCCCACACUAUUCUGGAAAAUCCCCCAACCUGUUCUGGGGAAGGUGGGGCCCCAGAAGGGAGGAGGAAUUGAUGAAAAUCUCACCCUGCCUUCUGUUAGUGUAGGGUAACCACUGUAUCAUAUACCUAUGAGCCAGUGUGGUGCAGUGGUUAAGAGCAGUAGACUCGUAAUCUGGUGAACUGGGUUCGCGUCUCCGCUCCUCCACAUGCAGCUGCUGGGUGACCUUGGGCCAGUCACACUUCUUUGAAGUCUCUCAGCCUCACUCACCUCACAGAGUGUUUGUUGUGGGGGAGGAAGGGAAAGGAGAAUGUUAGCCGCUUUGAGACUCCUUAAAGGGAGUGAAAGGCGGGAUAUCAAAUCCAAACUCUUCUUCUAUGGAUGUAAGGGCACAAAUGGAUUCCACAUACUGCUGUGUGUUUCAAGAUGCAUUAACAUGGCUUUGUUAUUUAUACCUUAAGAGAGUAAUGAAUGGCUAAUAGAUUCUUUUUGCUGGCUAAAGUGGUGGAGAUUUUGAUCGCAGCAGGAGACAAAUGUACAUCUUUCAGAGGUCUCUAGUAAAAUACAAAUACAAAAUCUUUAACUUCCACCUGGUUUGGCUGAAGGGCAACAAGGAAAUCCCUUGGGAAUGCACGUUCCUUUACAACUAACACUCAUGCUCUGUCUUUCCAGCUGGAAUGCAUGGUUACCUCAACAUAGAAGACUGUGGAAAUCCAGACACUUUAACGAGACAAUUAUCCUAUAAAGAAAUACGGAUGAUUAAGGACUGGGACUUUUACAUCGCUGCUGAAGAAGUAAUCUGGGAUUAUGCUCCGGAAAUUCCUGACAGUGUUGAUAGGUAACAUGAUAGAAUAUGUUGGUUGAGGGGUGUGUGUAGACUGGAUAAGGUUCUCAAUUCUUAGGCUCCAUCCACACUAAACAUUUAAAACAGUCUCACACCACUUUAAACAAUCCUGGCUUCUCCCAAAGAAUCCCAGGAAAUGUAAUUUAUUUGUUUAAGUGUGCUGAGAGUUGUUUUACUGUUUCCCUCACAGAGCUACAAUUCCCAAGGUGGUCAAUCCCUCUUCCCAGGAAAAUGGGAAUUGUAGCUCUGUGAGGGGAAUAGGGGCCUCCUAACAACUCUUAAUACCCUAAACAAAUGGCACUUUUAAGGAUUCCUUGGGGAGAAGCCGUGACUGUUUAAAGCAAUGCUUUUUUUCCAACCAGAACUCACCGAAACUCAGUUCUGGCACCUCAGGUAGAUGUCAUUGCUAUUACAGGAGAACAAUGGAGGCAUUCAUAGUGAGUUCCAGCACCUCUUUUUUUCUAGAAAAAUAGCACUGGUUUAAAGUAUACAUUUAAAUGUAUAGAGCAGAUAAGACCUUAGAACACUUAAAUUCUAAUCUGCUUGGUUAACUUUAAAUGCUCAGGUUCUACCACAAUUCAUCUACUUGGUGACGUUGACAGGUGAGAGAACUAGUUUGUGAGGUAGCUUGAGGGGAAGUUGGAGCAGCAAUGGCAGUUCUGUGGGAAACUUGGUCAAUAAAUAGCUUCUAUUUAACUUGAGUCAGUAUCAGACCACUGUAGAUAUAGCUCCAUCUGUACAGCAUGAGACUCUUGAUCUCAGGGUCAUGGGUUUGAGCCUCACAUUGGGCAAAAGAUUCUUGCAUUGCAACGAAGUGGGACAAAACAUCUUUAGUGGUAUUUAACAUAGUUUUACUCUGAAUUGAUCCCCUGAAAUUAAGGAACAUGACCAAGGCUGCAUUCACGUGACAAUUUAUUCUGUUCUCCUUAUGUUUCACUGACUGUUAAUUGCUGCAUUGUGCCUGGGCUUUCACAGGAUAUAAAAGCCAUUUCCAGAAAUAUAGCAGAAUAUACAGCAAGUUCAGCACUCAUUUUGGUGUUAUUUGCAAAAAGAUUUCAUUCUGGAAGUAAUACCAAAAUGGUGCUACCAUAUAUCCAGAGGUGGUUUUUAUGUUAUUUGAAAGCUCAAAUAUAAUGUGAAAACAGCAGUUUGGUAACACGUGCAGAAGAACUCUACUUUCAUUACUCUACUUAUUCCUGCCUUUUUAGUGGGGUUUCGUUGGGUUGCUACAAUGCAUAUAAUCAUUUACAGCAGAAUGACUAGUGGGGUGCCACAGGGUUCUGUCUUGGGCCCGGUCUUAUUCAACAUCUUUAUCAACGACUUGGAUGAUGGACUCAAGGGCAUCCUGAUCAAAUUUGCAGAUGACACCAAACUGGGAGGGGUGGCUAACACCCCAGAGGACAGGAUCACACUUCAAAACGACCUUGACAGAUUAGAGAACUGGGCCAAAACAAACAAGAUGAAUUUUAACAGGGAGAAAUGUAAAGUAUUGCACUUGGGCAAAAAAAUGAGAGGCACAAAUACAAGAUGGGUGACACCUGGCUUGAGAGCAGUACAUGUGAAAAGGAUCUAGGAGUCUUGGUUGACCACAAACUUGACAUGAGCCAACAGUGUGACGCAGCAGCUAAAAAAGCCAAUGCAAUUCUGGGCUGCAUCAAUAGGAGUAUAGCAUCUAGAUCAAGGGAAGUAAUAGUGCCACUGCAUUCUGCUCUGGUCAGACCUCACCUGGAGUACUGUGUCCAGUUCUGGGCACCACAGUUCAAGAAGGACACUGACAAACUGGAACGUGUCCAGAGGAGGGCAACCAAAAUGGUCAAAGGCCUGGAAACGAUGCCUUAUGAGGAACGGCUAAGGGAGCUGGGCAUGUUUAGCCUGGAGAAGAGGAGGUUAAGGGGUGAUGUGAUAGCCAUGUUCAAAUAUAUAAAAGGAUGUCACAUAGAGGAGGGAGAAAGGUUGUUUUCUGCUGCUCCAGAGAAGCGGACACGGAGCAAUGGAUCCAAACUACAAGAAAGAAGAUUCCACCUAAACAUUAGGAAGAACUUCCUGACAGUAAGAGCUGUUCGACAGUGGAAUUUGCUGCCAGGGAGUGUGGUGGAGUCUCCUUCUUUGGAGGUCUUUAAGCAGAGGCUUGACAACCAUAUGUCAGGAGUGCUCUGAUGGUGUUUCCUGCUUGGCAGGGGGUUGGACUCGAUGGCCCUUGUGGUCUCUUCCAACUCUAUGAUUCUAUGAUUCUAUGAUUUGUGUUAACGUAGAUUUUUCUAAAUAAACAUUUCCACCCACAUAGAUGUACUCUCAAAAGAAAAAGAUGCCUAUCUCCCCAUUUACAGAUCUUCUUUCUUUUCUUUCUUUUCUUUUCCUAAUUCUUUUCCCAAUUUUAAAGGAAAUAUAAAACUCAGUAUCUGGAAGCAUUUUCCAAUCACAUUGGCAAGAAGUAUAAAAAGGCCAUAUUCAGACGAUAUAAAGAUGCCAGCUUCACCAAACGCAUAGACGAUAAAAGGGCCAAACAACAUGGAAUUCUGGGGCCUAUUAUCAGAGCUGAGGUCAGAGAUAACAUAAAGGUAAGUACUGAGCAACAGGUAUAAGGACAGAAUCUAAAAUUUCAUUUUAUUUAAUUCAUGCAUAGGACUUACGCUACAUGCAUUUUGACUAUCCAAAAUUUAACAUUUAUCUGUGUUUAUAUUGAGUUGGGUCCAACCGAAGCUAAUUGUACUCGGGUCCUGUUGAAAUCUAUGGGUCUUAACUUAGUCAUGACCAACUUUUCACAAUGAUUUCGGUGGAGCUUAAGUGCCACUAAUUUAGGCUGGACCCAACCCACUGUCUCUCCUAUGCAGUGCUGUGUUGAGGACAACCCUCUGCAUAAAACAUGUUCCUCCAUGAGUCUUAUUAGCCAAAUAAUUUAUCCUGCACAUACAGUUGCUUCUAGAAAUUAUUCAUUAGUUACAUUCCUCCAAUUGGUUUUAUGGUUAUCCUGUACAUCUCUCUGGUUACAGUUAGUAGAAGAGUACCUUUUUUAUUUUAUUUUUAAAAACCUAUUAUUAUUGCUUCAACUUCUACUACUAUUAUUGCAAACGUCUUGUAUAAAGCAUUACUGCCAUACUGAACACAUAUUCUCCACCUACAUUUUAAACAGAUUGUAUUCAAAAACAUGGCCAGCCGACCCUACAGUAUUUAUGUGCAUGGGGUUACGCUUUCAAAGGAUGCUGAAGGAGUUGUUUAUCCUUCUGGUGCCAAAGGUUGGUAAUUCAUUACUUCUGCCUAGAUUUCCUCCUAUCUUUCUUAUGGUGGCUAAUAUAUAUAUAUAUAUGAAAUAGCUUCCCUAGCAGUUCAGUUGAUAGAGGUGUUCCUGUUGUCAUUUUCAAAAAGCUUUUUUUUAAAAAAAUUUUUUAAGGUCAUUCCUUUUUAAAGGGCUUCAAAGCUAACUGUAAAGUCAGUAGCAUCCAAGGGAAAGGUAAAGGGACCCCUGACCAUUAGGUCCAGUCGCGGACGACUCUGGGGUUGCAGUGCUCAUCUCGCUUUACUGGCCGAGGGAGCCGGCGUACAGCUUCCGGGUCAUGUGGCCAGCAUGACUAAGCCACUUCUGGCAAACCAGAGCAGUGCACGGAAACGCCUUUUACCUUCCCUCCUGAGUGGUACCUAUUUAUCUACUUGCACUGUGUGCUUCCAAACUGCUAGGUUGGCAGGAGCAGGGACCGAGCAACGGGAGUUCACCCUGUCGCGGGGAAUCGAACCGCCGACUUUCUGAUCAGCAAGCCCUAGGCUCUGUGGUUUAACCCACAACGCCACCCACAUCCAGGGGUACUUCAAAUAGGAAUGGAAAGCUGGAGAAACUAACUGGCUAAUUAAGGACAGAGCUGGCCCCAUCAUUACACAGAGGGAAGUGGCCACCUCAUAUGACAGAUGCUGGGGUGGGGCAGUGGCAGCAACCUCCUGGCCUUUCUUCCCUGGCCCCACACCCCUUUGCCAUUCUCCUCUGCUGAAGGACAGAACUGUGUAUUCUAUGUUUUUCUGCUUGAGGCAAAGGGCAAGACAAGCCUCCCUGCCCUCCCCAUUCCAUAUACAGAAGCAGAAAAAAAAAACAUAUUGAGAUGCCUCCUAUUUCCAUGAUAAAUGGCUGCAGAAUUAUUGCAACAGAAUUAAUUUUGCUUCAACUGGACUUCUGAGAUGCCCCGGCUAGCUCUUUUCUGUUAUAAGAAGAGAGCUUGUAGGUGUUAAGGGUUGCUGUGCUCAGAGAUCCUGCUUGAAGGCUUCCCAUGGGCAUCUGGUUGGCCACUGUGAGAACAGGACGCUAGAUGAGAUGGGCCAUUAGCCAGAUCCAGCAGGCUCUUCUUACGGGUGGGGAUUCCCUGAUUAAGGAAGUGAUGUAAGCACAAUAGUCCAAUGGGAGAGGCAUAGGAGAGAGAUCCUGAUGGUUUCCACUCCGCUUCUUUCUCCUUCUGCAUGUCAGAAUAAAAGUCAUACAAUAUGUGAAUUCACACCUUACUCCAGAAAAAGAGAUGUGUUUCAGCUGUAGCAGGAAAAAGCACAGAACCCGAGUGUCUGAAAGGGGUCUGCAGGCAGUGUUUGCACACUGUACAGGGUAACUGCCAUUUGCUUCUGCUCUUAUCAUCUUACUCCAUUUAUGUCCUUAUUCCAUCCAGAGAACAGCACUGAGGGUAAACUAGUCCAACCAGGGGAAAUUUACACAUAUCGUUGGACUGUACUCGACACAGAUGAACCCACAAGCGAAGAUCCUCAGUGUCUCACCAGAUUUUAUCAUAGUGCUGUUGAUAUAACAAGGGACAUCGCCUCAGGACUUAUUGGACCACUUCUGGUUUGCAAACGCAGGGCACUCGACGUGAAGGGAACACAGGUACUGUCAAGUAUUGCAAACUGAGAGAGAAAAGAUGGCGGCCGUAACGCUGCUAUCUCAAGGUUCUGAGGCAGUAUGCCUCCAAGGGCUCAUCCACACUUUGCUUGUUCUGUUCCUGGAAAGCCUGGUUCUGAGAGGUUUUCUGCUUGUCCCUGACUUUCUAGGCAUGGGUGUGAGUGGGAAACAGGAUUUUGAACCAGAUGGUUUUAUCCAGCAGAACUGCUCUUAGGCUCUUGGGGCCAGACAAGUUUGAAUGCAUAUUUUAGUCAUGUAAACAGCACCCAUGAAGAAGCAUGAGCAGCCACAGGACCGUGCUGGGGGUGUAUGGAGAUGGAACAAAAUCCCCUCUCCAAACUACUAUUUGCAUUUCAAAGAAGUCUCAUGCAGAAUGCCUGGAUGAAAACAUUUUUGCCUGGCAUUGGAAUGAAUGUUUUGGUGCCACAUUACCUGCUAUGGACAGGGCAUUAGAGAUAUGGAUUGCCAUAGAUCAGAAGACUCCUUCAUUGCCAUCAACCUUAUUUCAUAUGGUGGAGGAAUCCAGAGGAAGGUCUCAGAUGAUGACUGUAGUGCUUGGGCAGAGUCGUGUAAUACUUUUUUUAUACAUAAGCACCAACCCUUGGUUCGUUCCUGGAAAAAAAUUGGUUGGUAGCCAGUGUGGUUCUUUAAAUUCUAGCAAGAUGCAUCCUGUAUAACCAGAUCCAUUUGGCACAAAACUUAGCCCAGUGGCCUGCUUACUAGCAGAGGUUUCAAAGGUUAUAAGGGCAUGGAUAACAGUGGUCAGGCUACCUAUGUCUAGAAGGGUGUCAUUGUUGGUGCCCUAAUCUGAACUAAUGAAAGGCACUUUAUGCCAUAGAAAGCACUGAAUCCAGUUCAAACAAUGAACCUGGAUCUUCAAGAGGAAUUUGACCCCAUUCAGACCAGGUUGAACCCUACCUCCCUGGUCGGAUGAAUAAUUUAUCUGGAAUGAGUUUUAGUUUAUUUGUGCUCUACCACUCAAUUACUGAACCCAAAUACUGGUUUCAUUGAAUCUGAUCAAUAGUCAAAGUAGGGCUGAGUGUCUUCUAGCAAAGGGGAGAAAUUGAUUAGGUUUGCAUUUUAAUGAUAAACUAUCAAGUUUGCCCUUCCUGGAAUCAAUAUAUGAAAUGAAACACAGCUCUUCUUCAAAAUUUGCACUUCUUCAAAUUAUGCCAUGCAGCUCUCCAACCAAAAAGGGGUACAAAAAUGUAUAUAUUAGUGAAAACAAUGCUAAAAUGCAUUGUGUUAAACUUGGAAAAAUACUUAUGCUAGGCUAAAUUGCAUACAAAUGUGCAUAUUAGGAGAAAUAUGCACAAAAUGCCUAUGAAUUUUCAUGCAAAUAUAUGCAGAAAUGGGACAAACCAAACUAAAGAUUGGCAAGGUGAGAAACUGAGAGAAAUAAAAAUUGACUGAUUGAUUCAUCUCUUAUAUUAUGAAUAUACACUGAUAACAUCUGCCUCUCUGAAUGACUUGUCUAAGCAACUUAAUGUAGAUAUUAAAUAGUACAGGAGACUAUGCCACUGGAUUGAUCAUCCAGGUAGGAAAGGAAUCAGCAUAAUUGUCUAGAAUUCCUAAACAGCCUGCCCAGGUUUGAUUGGAGAAGAAAUAUUAGACCGUAUUGGCAGACAGAGUAUAAUGGAAUUAAGUAAAUAUGAAGUGUAAAGAUAGAGGAGAAUUAAAUAUUUUUGAAUGUUAAAAUGUUAAAAUAAGCAAAUGAUAAGAAGGCUAGAAGGAUUUGCUGGAGAUACAAUUUGAACUAGAAUACAAAGCAGAGAAGUGAGAGGAAGUCACGGAAAUAAGUAAAUGGGAAAACGGUUUGUUUAAAUUGAAUUUUUCUUUUGUUACUUUUUUAUUGUGAUUUUUUGUCUUGUGUUUUUUUUUUUUUUCUUGUAUGGUGUGUCUCUUUUGUAAGAUGUAUGUGAUUGGUUUUUCUUGCUUUAUUUUUUCUUUUUUUGUAAUCUUAAAAUUUGAAUAAACAUUUAAAAAAAAAUAAAAAAUAAAAUAAACAGCCUGCCCAGGUUUGAGAUUCAUUGUUUUAUAAGUCAGAAUGGAGUGCAGAGGGUAUGCGAUCGGAAAUGAUGGCAUGUCUUAAUGCUUUCCAGAAUAAGGCUGACGACGAGCAGCAAUCCCUCUUUGCCGUCUUUGAUGAAAACAAGAGCUGGUAUUUGGAGGACAAUAUCAAGAGAUUCUGCAGCAAUCCCUCUACUGUUAAGAGAGAUGACCCCAGAUUUUACAAGUCCAAUGUCAUGCACAGUGAGUAGAAACCUGACCCAGAAUUUCACUAAGCCUCUGAGAGCUCAACUUCAGUAGUGUGAAAUAAAAUUAUGUGGGUGUUUUUUAGUUUUUAAUGGAAGAAUAGCAUGCUGUUUCCAUAAUGCUUGACUGCUUGAUGGCAUUCACUACACUACACCAAUACAAUGCUACAAGUUACAUAGAAAUAAAGUGAUAGACUAAGGCGGCAAAAUUCAACAUUGUACCACUUGAGAAGAGGGAUCAUAUUGUUUUGAGCUUGUCAUCGGAUUGCUUUGAUCAAAUGUCUGGGGCAGGGCCAGCCCGGGACUUUCUGCCACAAUCUGCAGCCUCUGUCACAUGCAGUUCUAUUUUUAAAAACUAUGUUAAUUAUAAAUGUUUACGCUACAAAUGAGCAAUCAUCUUUUUGAAUGCUCGCCCUGUGUAAAAAAAAGCUCCCUGCAUGAAGUAACUUAGCCCAGGUUAAUGUAAUCUUCCCCUUGAUGAGUUAGUUAUUACGGUAGAUGCAGGGAGCCGCCUUAUGCCUGAGAAUAUUAAACAAAAUACAAUUAAAUGAUAAGAUCUUCCCAUGCAGUCAAAAGUGGUAGAGCCCAAAUUUCUGCUUUGUCAUUAUGUGUAACAUGUUCCUACAGGUGUCUGUUUCAUUCCUCUUAUAAUGUCCAUCGGAUCUGGAAAUUUGAUAUGCUCCUGGUAAAGUUAUAUAUUCUUUGUUAUAUUGUUGUUGUCGUUUUUAUUUUAGCUAUCAAUGGCUAUGCAUCUGAUAGAACAGAUAUCCUUGGAUUUUGUCAGGCUAAUAUUAUUAAAUGGCACCUCACCAGUGUUGGCACACAGGAUGAGAUAGUGCCAGUGCAUCUUUCUGGCCAUACUUUCCUGAACAGAGGAAAACAUCAAGAUAUCUUGCAUCUUUUCCCAAUGAGUGGUGAAUCGGCUACAGUGACCAUGGACAACGUCGGUUAGUAGCAACCUAUAAAUCCUGUUCUCACAGUGGCCAAUUAGAUGCCCAUGGGAGGCUCGCAAACAGAAGCUGAGCACAGCAGCACUCUCCCCUCCUGCCGUUUCCAGGAAUUCAUAUUAUUCAGAUUGUUUCCCUUUUCUUUAGAGUGAUAGUCUCCUUUCCCCAAGAGUGGCAUUCUCCCUGACAUUAGUGGAGCUAUUGGGAGUGGAACAAAACCACAAAAUCCCCCAAAGGCCUCAUCCACCCACCUUUCUGCCUCUCUCAAAUUUUCCAGGUCAGCCACCUUGGCCUCAAAGGAACAAAAUUGUUCCCAGAGAGCCAGGAGCUCAUUGGACCAAGGACACCUCCACCCCUGCUGGCUUUCUACCUGCCUAACUGUUUUGUGGUUUACUGAGUUACUUUAUUAGAAACUUACAUUUUGUUUGGGUCAAGGAGACGAGGGUCAGCGUAGUGUGCCCUGGGUUUCUCACUUUGCUGCUGAACUCGCUUAGCUGUUGUAACACAAAGCCUUGAUGCUUUAUCAGAUGGGCCUCUCUGUAGCUCAGGAGUUGUAGUCCAACAAAAUUUGGAGGUCCACAGGUUCCUCAUCCCUGUCUUGGUGGGAGACAACAUAUUGCAAAAAAUAAUAAUAUAUAUAUAUAUUUGUAAUAGAGUUCUCUGGUUCUGCAAUAUUGUAAUGAGGUUAAAGUUUGGUGUGAAUCCUUUACCACCAUUUGUGAGCCACAGAAUUUACAUUCAGGUGUCCGAGAAAGGCAAACUGUACAAGUAGUAUGAAUAAUGCACAUUAUUCUGAAUUUGCAGGAACCUGGCUUUUAUCAUCAUGGGGUUCCCAUGAGAUGAGCAAUGGAAUGAGACUUAGGUUUAGAGAUGCCACUUGUGAUGAUGUUGAUUACACAGAAAGUUAUGAUGACGCUUCAGAUUAUGCACUGGUCACAUUUUCAUCUGAGAAAAGUGACACAGCAGCACUAAAGGAGGAGAAAGCGGACAGAAGUAUGAUAAAUGAAAAUGUCCUUGAUAACUAUGAGGAUCAAACUGAAGAUGACUUAGAACAAGAUAUGUAUGCUUUGAUGCUCGGACUUCGAUCACAUCGUAAUGGAUCGAUUGCUGAAGAAGAAGAAAAGCUGAAUAUCACUGCUCUUGCCAUACAAGAAGAAAUUGACAGCACCCGCAAUAAGACUGAUGGUAAUGUAACUGUGAACUCACAUCUGGUGUUCACAAAUAACAGCGAUACUUUACAUGGUGAUAAAGUGUUGGAAAGUCCAAGCAGUGCUUCGAAUACAGCUGCACUUGACUCCCUCCAUCCUAAUUACACAUCUUUGGCAAAUGAUACUUUGAUUGCAAAUGUUGCCGCAGUGGUUAGAAACUGGUCCUCUGAACAAGGCAAAAGUAACCGUACUUCACAUGGUGAUGAUGUGCUGAAAAGUCCAAGUACUGCUCCGAAUACAGCUGCACUUGACUCUCUCCAUCCUAAUUACACGUCUUUGGCAAAAGACACGUUAAUUGCAGAUAUGACUGCAGUGGUUAGAAACCUGUCCGCUGAACAAGGAAAAAGUAACCCUACUUUGCAUGGACCUUCUACAGAGAAGGAGCAAGAAGAUAACGAAGGUGAAAAGGAUACACAGCAUGAAAAGAGGGAAAGGCAAGGUCUAACAGAGGCAGUAUUAUUUGCCCUUAAAGAGAUGUAUGCCCUGCUGUUUCAUGUACAACAAAAAAGAAAUCUUUCUGCUUUAGACAACACCACUUCAGAUAUUCCAUUUCUUCCCAUUCCCAGUGCAGAAACUGCUUCCAGCUUAGAUGCCAGUCACCUUUCACAUUAUCUUUAUGAUUAUGAGGAUGAAGAGGAAGCAAAUACUGAGUUUUCCAUGCUUUCAACAAAUGUACCUUUGGCUGGAGUAGAGACAGUGGAAAACAAUGGUUCUGAACAAGAGUUGUUGGAAGAUCAACAAUAUGAUGAUUUGACUUCUGAUGGUAUGUUAGACAGCUUUGCUUCUACUCCCAUCCCAAAGCCCACAGAGAAUUUGAAGGACUCACCUCAGCAGAGGCCAAAGUGUCCUCCCAAAAAGAUGGCUUCUGAAUGGAAUAUUGUUUCUGAGAAGGUGAUUUAUGAUACAGAAGCAGAUCUCACCAAACCUGUUGACAAUAAACUACAGAACAGCUCCAGAAAUGUCACCUUGUAUCCAGAAAAUACCAUGUUCCUUAGCAAGAGAAAGCAGGAGACAUACAAAGCUGGCUCCCAGCUUGAGUUAGGCCAACUAGAAAUGAAUAACAAGCAGGAAGCCCUGAAUGAAAAGAGAAAGGUGAAUUGUACCGUCAGUACACCUGGAACUUUCCAGAAGGCUCGGCGAAAGAAAAGAAAGCCAAGAGUCUUAGCACCGAGAACUUCCAAACCUCUAAUGUCACCUAGAGGAUUUGGCAGCAACCAAGCCUCCAUUGAACGCAACCAUACCAUGCUGCCAAAUGAGGUGUAUGAUACUUUGACACCAAAAGAGGAUAAACCAGAGGUCAAAUUAGGUUUUAUAGGCGACGAUGGAGAAUAUAUGGAAUAUGACAUAGACAGCACAAUCUAUGACGACAGCAGCAGUGGCUCUUAUGAAUAUGAGACAGUACACUAUCACGACCCAUAUAUAAGAGACCCCCGACUUGACAGUUAUACAGCACGUAACCCAGAUGACAUAGCUAAGCAUUACAUCCGGACUAUGAACAAUGCAAACAUAAGGAGAUACUACAUUGCAACCGAAGAGGUUCUCUGGGAUUAUGCGGGACCAAGAAAAAGGUUUGGAUGAAUUAUUUCUCUCUGACCCAAUUCCAUCUUGCUGGCUUUAGUGCAACGCGCUAAGCAGUGCAAUCCUAUUCAUGUCUACUCAGAUGCAAAUCCCCCCUCGGUAAUUGUGUUUAGAAUUGCAGCUUAAAACCUUUUAGAAUACGUCAGUCUUUAUUAAUGGGCUGUUUUUAUUUAUUUUAAAUAAAUAAAUAAGUCCAUUUGUUUCUGGGCAAAUGGUUGCCCAAAGUGGCUUACAAUAUAAAGCAACAAAUGAUGAAAAGAACAAUAAAUAAUAUACCGUAUUUUUCGGACUAUAAGACGCACUUUUUCCCCUCCAAAAAUGAAGGGGAAAUGUGUGUGCGUCCUAUGGGGCGAAUGCAGACUCCUUGGCUUCAGCGAUAGCAACGCGAAGCCUCCGAAGCCUGCGCUCCGGAGGCUUCGCGUUGCUUCCGCUGAAGCCAGGAGAGUCUGCUCUUUGAGGCUGGCGGUGGGGGAAAGCAGCGCUUCCCCCAUCGCCAGCCCCAGAGGAUGGGGGGCCGCAGGAAGGCGCGCGACGCCCUCCCGCUACUCUCCAACCCUCCUGUGGCCUAUUGCGGGAGAUGGGGUAAUGCCCCCACCUCCCGCAAAAGCCGCGCGCUCUUUAAAGGGGCUCCGCGGCUUCUGCGGGCUUUUCUAGGAGGUGGGGGAAUUCCCCCACCUCCUAGAAAAGCCCGCAGGAGCCGCACACCCUUUAAAGAGCGAGCGGCUCUUGGGGGCUUUUCCCCAAGGAGGGAGAAGGGACUGAUUGGCCGUUUCAGUCCCUUCUCCCUCCUGGUCGAAAAGCCCGCAGGAGUCACGCGGGGCUCCUGUGGGCUUUUGCGGGAGGUGGGGGAAUUCCGCCACCUCCCACAAAAACAGGGAGAAGGUCUUGGGUAGCGCACAGGCUGCGUGCAGCCUGUCCGCUGCUCCCGGAGCUGCGGGGGGGAAAUCAUAUUUUUUUCCUUGAUUUCCCCCCCUGAAAACUAGGUGCGUCCUAUGGGCCGGUGCGUCCUAUAGGGCGAAAAAUACGGUAACCAUAAAGCAACAACUCAUCAACAGUCCACGCACACUCCAUCAGGACUGAUCGAUUUUGGGUACUUCUUGAUCAUCAGAAUCAGGUGGUUAAGCCCGCAAAUCUAGGAAACUAUUCUUUUUUAAUUUAUUCAUUAGGGGAUAAUGGGUUGUACCACUUUGUCAUGUGUAGAGUUCCGCUCAUGCAAGGGGACUUGCUCCCUAUAUGUCCUCAUAAUCUGUUCUGGAUGGUCCUUCAACCCUCUAGAGCAGAUUUUGAGGGUGCAUGAGGGGCUGCAGGGGAGAGGAGGGGAAAGAUUCAUUCCACAAGCAGAAGUAUGUUGCAGAAGCAGAACAGCAGCACUGGGCACAAUCCAGUCUCUUUAUUUUCUUUCUUUAAAGCACAAAAUACUUCGGUGGGGCUGUUUCAGGAAGUACACUGAGCGCCUCUAAGCAGACGGGCAAAUGCAACCAUGUUUGCUUAGUUAUAUUAAAUCAGUUAAUGUUUAAUAUUUUUACCCCACUCUGCUGUUGGUAGAACAUUUCACAUCCAAAAUGUACAAUGCAGUUAAAAACAAAAACGUCAUGUCAGUUAGGAAAAAUGUUCAUGUAAGCCACACCAAACAGCAAUCAAGUUAAAAACAACAGCAGUACUCAUUCAAAGAAAAAUGAUUUUUAGUUUCUGCCUACAACGGCAACAAAGAAGGAGUUGGGUAAAUCUCAUCCUGUCUAUACAGAAGGGCCCUGUGAGCUACAAUUCUCAAAGUUCCCUAGGAAUAGGAAUUGACUGUUAAACCAAUCUGACAAUUAUAGCUCUGUGAGAGGAAUAUGUUCACCUAACAAUGCUCAGCAUUCUUAACAAACUACAGUUCCCAUGAUUCUUUGGGGGAAGCCAUGAUUCUUUAAAGUGGUGUGAUAUAGCUUCAAAUGUACAAAGCAGAUUGGGCCAGAGUCACAGAGCCGAAAUAGAUGCCCUUUUGCUUUGAUUCUGCAGUAGCUUCACCAUUUCUCAGUCUCCAAGUGCUUACUGAUAUUAAAAAUUUACCCACAAAAAAGUUAUUGUUUAUUUACAGUCUUUUCAUCUCAAUCCUUCCAUGUCCUCAGUACAGUGAAAAGUGGCCCAGCCAGGACAGGGUACAAAAAAGUGAUUUUCCGAAGUUAUCAAGACGAUACUUUUAGGACACCUGAAGCUGGAGGGGAAUAUGAGGAACACCUUGGCAUCCUGGGUCCUGUCAUUAGAGCUGAGGUGGAUGAUGUCAUCCAAGUAAGUUCAUGUUCCCAGUCUUUGAAUAAUUGAGGGCAUUUCCCCCCCCCUUUUUUUAAUAACUUCAAAAUAAAAAAAUGGAUUUCAUUUUUGUUUGGGUGUGUUAAAAGAAAUAAAUAAAUUCCCUAAAAGACCAUGUGUCUUCUUGUGGCUGAGUUCAGGACUGGGCAUUACUAAUGAAACUAGAAGCAUAAAUAUAUAUAACAAAUCCUUUUGAAUGCAGCCUGAACAAUACUCGCCAAUGUGCUCUGAAUGCAACAAUAUUGCAUGAACUUCUUAUAGCAUGGGGGGCGGGGAAUAUGUGAUAUGGCUCCCAGAUUUUGUUUGACUUCCAUCAGCCCCAGUCAGUAUGGCCAAUAGUCAUGAAUGGCUUUUGGAGUCCAGCCAUAUCUGUAGGACCACAGGUUCCUUCUCCCUGCUGUAGUCCAUUUACAUGUAUAACACAUAAGGGUUUCUUAGUCUGUCUUCUCCUAUGAGAUUUUCUACUGCAGAAAGCAAAGGUGAAGUGAGUUUCCUUUCCUUCUCAUUACCCCCAACUCUUGAAAGUGUGAAACAUGGUUGAAGGAAACUUCCACUGACAGCAAUGAAAUGCAUGCACUACAAACUGACCUGCAACGAGAUGGGGCAGUGUAAUUUGUAUUUUAGAUAUAUGUUGCCAUUUUUAAAUCAAAACCGAUAGCAAAAUGAUUCAAAUCAGCCAGCCAUGUCUUCUUUCAGGAUUCCAUUCUCUCCUCCCAGAUUUCCAACAGACACUUAGCAUUCAAUGGCUACUGAGCAUGCCCAGUCUUCAUUGGAUUGGUGGGGGGAGGGGGUUUGCAUGGGGGGUCCCUCCUAGAUUCUUUUCUAUUUUUUUUUAACUUCAGCAAACUUCGAGACUUACCUCCAAGCCUGCUGAUAUUCUUUGGUGUGGAUUUUAACUACAUGAGUAUCAACGCUUGGAGAACUGAGCUUGUUAAGAAUACACAGAGUAGGAUUACUGUAGUACUAAUUUAUGUGUGCCGUACAUGGGAGCAGAAAUGCAUAGCAAAUCUAAAUUCCAGGUAGGGCUGUGAAUGGCUCCUUUCUGAAAUUCUGGAGAGCUACUGCCAGGUAGUGAAGACAGUACUGAGCUAGAUGGAUCAAUGGUCUGACUCUCUACAAGGCAGCUUGUAUUGUUCCUAAAUUAAACAACUUGGUUACAGUCAGAAGACAGGUAGCGACAACCAUUUAUAAUUAAAGCAUUGCAUAUGCCCAGCUUGUUGAUCUGUACAGACAGACAGCUGUGCACAAUAAGUACAUCCCAAGACAGAUUUUCUAACCUGUCUAUAGUUUCAAAGAAAUUUUCCCAUGGGAGUGGAGUUCUAGAUGUGACUUGAUGUAGUCUCCAAAAUCUGAACCCAGGAUAAUAAAGCUUUAAGUUUUUGGAAGGGAGGUUUUCCACCUUCAUAACUGCUAAUCGCUGUCCGUUCAACCAGGCAGAGGGCCUGCUUGGUAGUGGUUCCCACCCUGUGGAAUGCCCUCCCAUCAGAUGUCAAGGAAAUACAGUCGUCUCUUGGAUCCCAAACACCUUGGUACUUGGACAUUUUGGCUUCUGAAUGCCGCAAACCCAGAAGUGAGUGUUCAAGUCUGCAAACGUUCUUUGGAACCCGAACGUCCAGCAGGGCUUCCGCGGCUUCUGAUUGGCUGCAACAGCUUCCUGCAGCCAAUCAGAAGCCGCGCUUUGGUUUCCUAAUGUUUUGGAAGUCGAAGGGACUUCCGGAACGGAUUCUGUUCGACUUCCAAGGUACGACUGUAAACAACUACCUGACUUUUAGGAGACACCUGAAAGCAACUCUGUUUUGGGAAGUUUUUAAUGUUUGAUAUUUUAUCGCUUUAUGAUGAUGAUGUUGGGAGCUGCCCAGAUGGGCAGGGUGUAAAUAAAUUAUUAUUAUUACUAUUACUAUUAUUAUUAUUAUAGAUUCACUUUAAAAAUCUGGCCUCCAGGCCAUAUUCUCUCCAUGCCCAUGGGCUUUAUUAUGAAAAGUCUUCUGAGGGUAGAAGCUAUGAUGACCAGUCUCCAAAAUGGUUUAAAGAGGAUGACGCAAUCCUGCCAAAUGGCACCUAUACUUACGUCUGGCAUGUGACCCAACGGUCAGGACCUCCAGAAGGUCAGAGAACAUGUAAAUCCUGGGCCUACUACUCUGCUGUAAACCCGGUAAGGCAAUCUAAUACAGAAAGUUUUUGUUUUUCUUUUAAAGCAGUAAUACUUCUGUGGAAUCCUCUGAGUGAAAAGGGAAAUGAAUUCUUUCAACAGUAAUGAAGAACAUGUUGGCUAAUUUGGCUUCAAAUUUGUAUGCCUUUUGCUUUUCAGAUAUAUCUUGGAUUUGAGAUUCCCUUAACAUUUAACAUUCAUGAAUUACUAAUAUGAUUUAAUUUAUUAUCAGCCUUUCACAAGCUGGUCCCAGGACAGGUUACAGCAAUUUAAAAUUCAGGAUUUAAACAGUUUAAAUUUAUUACAUAUGAAUAUAUCUGCAUCAGAAUGAAGUGAACUGAUGCUUUCAAAUAAACCACAAGAGCAGCAAUUCAUUUAUCUGAGAAACUAAUUUUGGAACCUCUUUCCUGUCUUGUUUUGUAGGAAAAAGAUAUUCACUCUGGCUUGAUUGGGCCAGUCUUGAUCUGUCAAAAAGGAAUGCUUGACAAGUAUAGCAAGCCAAAGGACAUGAGAGAAUUUGUCCUGCUUUUUAUGGUCUUUGAUGAGGAGAAAAGCUGGUACUUCAAUAAAUAUAAAAGAAAGACUCAUGCUGAGAGGAUUUCCGGAGCAAAAAGGCACCAUAAAUUUCCUGGUAUAGAUGUUUUCCUUUGUCUACUAUGAGAUCCCUAGUGAUGACGAAUAAUAACUAUGACUAUAUUGAAGAAAAAUGAUAGGGAUGUUUUCUGAAUGUUAACAUUUUACAGACACAAAACACUUGCAUGAGAUUUUUUCUCUCUCUGUUGUCACCCAUGUUCCUGAUAAGAGUUCAAAUAUAGUAGGUUUACAGUCAGAGGUCUCAAAUUGUUUUAGCACAACCAGUCCUGCUAUUGAUUAUUCCCUUGCACUAAUAUCAAACUCAUCUUAUCUUAUUUUGCUUCAAAUAUUUUCCUGUUUCAUUCCAAGGCCUCCCUCUUGAUACAUGUUAAUGUAUUCUGUUAAUAUUUAGUUAACAGAAAAAAUAUAAUUAACCUCCAUCAUAAUAUACAAGUCGGUUUUCUCUUUAUUCGUCAAACUUAACACUAUAUCCUUACUCUCACUUUCAAAUUGAAUUAUUCUAUUUAAAGAAAGUUUAACUAGAAAGGCAGAGAUAUUUCUCAAGGCCAUUGUUUAUCCCAUCAGUGGGCACUAAUGAGCAAAAGUUAAAAAGUUUUAAGCCCCUUGGAUUUGAGCUUAUAUUUAACUCUUUUCCAUUGAAACUGGAAGGGCUUGAAGUAUUCAGUGCUGACUGGAUUACAUCCAUUUUAAUUUUCCACAUCCAACCUGACAUUUGUAAAGCUAACUUUCGCUAAAGCCCUUGAAAAUCGCAGGUGGCAAGGAGCACAGUUCCUGGGUGCAUUAUUUGAAGGUGAUGCCUCCAUUGAGAAAAUAGGGACCAACUAUGUGUUGUGGUUCUGUGAUUAGAACUUCCAACAUAAUUGUUGUCUUGUAAAACCAGCCAGUUGGCGUGUCCCAGUUUGGAUGGUAGUGCCUGUAAAUCUUCGUUUGCUACUAGCAACUUCAGGUGGUGGUGGUGGGGACUAUUAGAGGCUUCUGCAGCUUCAGAGAAAGAGGUGAAACAGGACGUGCCGCCCCUGGUGACAGCAAAAAACAAAUUACCCAAUGUUGCCACAAGACCAUUAGAUUUCCAGGUUACUACUGUAUGCUAUGAUGAUACUAUCUUAAUUAAACCACGGUGCUGAAAUAUUCUUCUAUGUCAAGGCUUUGAAGAACUAAGUAGUUAUAGAAAUUGCAGUUAUGCAUCUCAACGUUUUUUUAAAAAACAACAACCACAGAAGGAUAUGUGUGCUGUUUCUUAAUCUCUGAUCCCAUGUUCUUUUUUGUUCCAGCUAUUAAUGGGGUUUCAUACCACCUUCAGGGGUUGCGGAUGUUUACGGAUGAGAAGGUCCACUGGCAUUUGAUAAACAUGGGUGGGCCAAAAGACAUUCAUGUUGUUAAUUUCCACGGUCAGACAUUCACAGAACAGGGAAGGGAAGAUCAUCAGCUUGGUGUCUAUCCUCUUCUUCCUGGUAAAUAUAAUCAGAUGGAUCCGUAUAUUGUUGUCAGAAAAUUAAAUGCUCUUCUCUAUGGUGUUGGAAUGACUCUGAAGAAUUCUUAAGUAGUUAUAUCAAUGUGAAUAAAAAAAGAAUAUGAUUUUUUUUUAAAGAAUGACAAAUGACUCAGUCCAUGUAGGUGUAUAAACAACCCCUGAUUUCCAUGGUAAAUGGUUGAGAAAUUAUUGCAAUAGAAUCCACUUUGCCUCCAUUAGCCUUCUGAGAUGCACUGGCUAACUCCUUUAGGUUACAUAAGAAGAGAGGUGAGAAACUGGAUCCAGCUGGUAGUCUGGAUCCUAAUAUUCUCCAUCACCACGGGCCACUUUGACAGGGGAGCAGGCACCCACCACCUGUCAAUCACCUGCGAUCACCUUGACAUCGGGCUAAGCAUUUCUCUUUGCAGACUGGGUUGAAUAUAAGUUAGUAUGCAAAGAGAAAAUGUUCUUGUCUACAGAUCUGCUCUGCUUUAUUGAUUUUUAUCAGAAAUCCUAACGUAUGCAGUGAAAAUAUAGCAUGAGAAUACAUAGCUGGCAGUCUAAGGCUGAAUACAGUGGUACCUUGGGUUACAUACGCUUCAGGUUACAGACUCCGCUAACCCAGAAAUAGUACCUCGGGUUAAGAACUUUGCUUCAGGAUGAAAACAGAAAUUGUGCUCUGGGGGCGUGGCAGCAGCAGGAGGCCCCAUUAGCUAAAGUGAUGCUUCAGGUUAAGAACAGUUGCAGGUUAAGAACGGACCUCCAGAAUGAAUCAAGUACUUAAGCCGAGGUACCACUGUAUGAUUUAACCAAGAGCAACCAAAAAAACUGGAUGUUUGUGAAAGUUCAGGAACCUUGUACCUGAUAUCUAAUUCCUGUUAGUGCAGAAUCUUAAAAAGCAGUAGGCUUUGGUUAAAUAUGAUGCUGCUCUACACUUCUGACCACAUUUGCAGUUUAGACAUGCUUAACAAAAAUGUGCAUGCAUUUCCUUUCUGCUUUUAAGGUUCAUUUGGUACUGUUGAAAUGAAACCGUCAGGAGCUGGCACGUGGCUUUUAAAAACAGAAGUCGGUGAAUAUCAGGAAGCAGGAAUGCAAGCCUCCUUUACUGUUAUAGAUACAGGUAACAGAGUUUAACCAUAUUGAACCUCACAAAACAGGAUACAUAAGUGUCAUUGCAUGGUUGGGAAGCAGUGUGUGUGCAGUGGGAUUAGCUAUUGCUAGUAAAUGGAGCGUUGUGUUGUAUCCAAUACAGCACUGGUCCAACUGUUAGGAUCGUCCUACUCGCGUGUAGGACCCUGGCAGAGACACAUGCCCGACUAGCAUGUUCUUUCCCUCCUGGUCGAUCGUUCAGAAAGCUUCAAAUGCUUUCUUCAGCCCGAACAUCACAGCGACUGUACCAAGAGGCAUCAGCACACUUACGAUCCUGCAGAGUAUUUGCAGUUUGCAUAACAGAACUCAGUAGCACAGCAUUUUGGCUAAUCUACAUUUAUUUGCAUAUAAUACACUCGGAGCAUUCUGACUUAGCUCCUUCCUCUUUCUCAUCAGACAGCAAAGAGAGAAAGAACAAAGGACAAUAGUCCCACUUCACGGAACACAGUAAUACCAAAACAUCCUGUCUCCGUCACUUCCCACACUGUGGAAUGUAAACACACACUGUCAUGUGAUAGACAACAAUCCCAUGACUGCAAACACGGAGCAAGAAUCCUAACAACUCAGAGUAGAUGCACUGAAAUUAAUCAAGAUGGCUUACUCAUGUCUAUUAAUUUUAGUAAGUCUAUUUUGACGAAAACUUUGUUGGAUGCAACCCAUUGUCACUGGGACAGGCCCUGAUUGGGGGGUACUGGCAGAGUUUCCAGGGAUGCUGGGAUCAUGUCUGCCAUUUUUAUGCUGUUUUUUUUUAAAAAAAGUCUGGCUGUGUAUUUUUUUCUUCCCAUCCUAGACUAAGUGCACACAAGAUGUAGCAAUGGUGCAUCUCCAUCUCACCCCCAGGUGUAUCCUAGGGUAUAGGAUUGCUCUGCCUACCACCAGAAUUUAGGUAGGCCUAAUGCGUUUGAUCCCUCUCAAUAGGAUGCAAGCUGCCCAUGGGUCUAGCAAGUGGCAUUAUAAAAGACUCACAGAUCAGUGCUUCGAACUACAUAGGUAAGUUAAAUUUCAAAGUGAAGGAAUUUAAGUCGUUGUUGAAUAAGUUUUGUCUCUUUGUAAGUGAUAUCCUUUAAAUUCUAGCCUUUAGCAAUGGAACCACUACACAAUAGACUACUGCUUUAAUGAACACCCACGUUCUGUGGUGGCCCAACAUUAACAUUUCCAUUUUCCCCCAUUGUGGUAGACAUAAAUUAUCUUUCAUGGUACCAAAAUGGACAGCACAAAUGGGUAAUAUACUAACUAGUAGGCAUGCAAUAUAACAUACUGAAUAUAACGUGUUUGUUUAAAUAUUUUUAUUUACAAUAUUUAUAAAUAUUACAAUAUUGUAAUCUUUACAAUAUUACAACAACAACACAUUUUUUUUCCAAAUAUAAACAAUUGUGAAUUGUCCUGGCAUUUGUACAGACUCUUAUGAUGUAUUAUAAUUCUUAUUCUAAAAAUCAUCACUCCAUUUUUCCAUAUUUGUUAGUUUCUUACCAUAGUCCACAUGAUUAAUAUAUUAUAUAAAUAUUUGCCACAUAUUGCAAAAUGAAAAUAGAUUAUGCUUGCCUCUGGCUGCUCUAAUUUGACAGGUCAGUUUCUCAGCCAUUCAGUGUGGUUGGGAUGGUGUUUGGUUUAGCAAGCAAAGACCUGCUCUAUAAAUUGGUUCUGAAAAUGCCAUCUCAACCUACGACUUGCCCUGCUGGUGAUGAAUUAUCAACAGCAAAUUUUUCAUUUGAAAUGCAUUACACUGUGUUUGUUUUAGCAAGUUCUAGACUGCUCCUAAGAGGGACGUGGGUGGCACUGUGGUGUAAACCACUUAGCCUUGGGCUUGACGAUCGAAAGGUUGGCGGUUAGAAUCCCCACAACAGGGUGAGCUCCCGUUGUUUGGUCCCAGCUCCUGCCAACCUAGCAGUUAAAAAGCAUGCCCAAAAGUGCAAGUAGAUAAAUAGGUACUGCUCCGGCGGGAAGGUAAACGGCAUUUCCGUGCGCUGCUCUGGUUUCGCCAGAAGUGGCUGAGUCAUGCUGGCCACAUGACCCGGAAAACUGUCUGUGGACAAACGCCGGCUCUCUCAGCCAGUAAAGCGAGAUGAGCAUCACAACUCUGGAGUCAUUCACGACUGGACUUAACUGUCUGGGGUCCUUUACCUUUUUAAAGAAAAAUUCUCACUCACUAUUUUGUUUAGAGAUUGCCAAUGUAUUAUUGAUAAUGUUUAGUAUCUUGUCCAUUCGUGUCAUGAAUGAAUCAGUCAGUUCAAACGUGUUUCCAUCAAAAAUGCAAGGAGCAUGCAAAAAAGGAUGGUAAAGACCUUGGCUGUUCUGUUGGGUUAGAAUGUGUUAGCCUAUUGUAGUUUGUAAUGGGAUUCAAUAGCUUUUAUUUAUUGUUAAUAAUGUAGUUUACAACCACAAAACUGCUUUUUUUAAACAGUUGUUCCGAAAACUGGCAUCGUUUAAGCUUUUCAGUUUCCUUUUGCAAAACAUUUUCUGUUUGGUCUUACCCAGGAUACUGGGAGCCUAAACUGGCAAGAUUAAAUAAUGAUGGAAAAUACAAUGCUUGGAGCGCUGGGAAGAACGAAAGUGAACUUCCCUGGAUCCAGGUAUGAUUUGAUCACAGAAACAGUUUUAUGAGUAUAGAUUUGAAGUAACUUGAUUUAAAAUAGCUUGCUUUUCUUUUUUAGCUUAAAUAAAAAAUGCUGAGUUGAAGGUAUGAUGGCCUGUGUGGGUAAAAGAACCGAAUUCGAAUAUCCUUUAUUAGGCAUAGCAAACCACACAUUAUCAAACAGACACCAUAUACAAACUGUGCAAAAUACAAGCUCAACAUAACAAGGUUUGUCCCAGUCAGAUCUUUAACUCCAGAGAAAAUCAGUUUGCAUAAAUAAUACAAUACAACACUACCAUAUCACCGAUCAAUUUGUUGUUGUUGUUUAGUCGUGUCCAACUCUUCGUGACCCCAUGGACCAGAGCACGCCAGGCACUUCUGUCCUCCACUGCCUCCCGCAGUUUGGACAGACUCAUGCUGGUAGCUUCGAGAAUACCAUCCAACCAUCUCGUCCUCUGUCGUCCCCUUCUCCUUGUGCCCUCCAUCUUUCCCAACAUCAGGGUCUUUUCCAGGGAGUCUUCUCUUCUCAUGAGGUGACCAAAGUAUUGGAGCCUCAGCUUCACGAUCUGUCCUUCCAGUGAGCACUCAGGGCUGGUUUCCUUAAGAAUGGAUAGGUUUGAUCUUCUUGCAGUCCAUGGGACUCUCAAGAGUCUCCUCCAGCACCAUAAUUCAAAAGCAUCAAUUCUUCGGCAAUCAGCCUUCUUUAUGGUCCAGCUCUCACUUCCAUACAUCACUACUGGGAAAACCAUCGCUUUUACUAUACGGACCUUUGUUGGCAAGGUGAUGUCUCUACUUUUUAGGAUGCUGUCUAGGUUUGUCAUUGCUUUUCUCCCAAGAAGCAGGCGUCUUUUAAUUUCGUGACUGCUGUCACCAUCUGCAGUGAUCAUGGAGCCCAAGAAAGUAAAAUCUCUCACUGCCUCCAUUUCUUCCCCUUCUAUUUGCCAGGAGGUGAUGGGACCAGUGGCCAUGAUCUUCAUUUUUUUGUUGUUGAGCUUCAGACCAUAUUUUGCGCUCUCCUCUUUCACCCUCAAUAAAAGAUUCUUUAAUUCCUCCUCACUUUCUGCCAUCAAGGUUGUGUCAUCUGCAUAUCUGAGGUUGUUGAUAUUUCUUCCGGCUAUCUUAAUUCCGGCUUCAGAUUCAUCCAGCCCAGCCUUUCGCAUGAUGAAUUCUGCAUAUAAGUUAAAUAAGCAGGGAGACAAUAUACAGCCUUGUCUUACUCCUUUCCCAAUUUUGAACCAAUCAGUUGUUCCAUAUCCAGUUCUAACUGUAGCUUCUUGUCCCACAUAGAGAUUUCUCAGGAGACAGAUGAGGUGAUCAGGCACUCCCAUUUCUUUAAGAAUUUGCCAUAGUUUGCUGUGGUCGACACAGUCAAAGGCUUUUGCAUAGUCAAUGAAGCAGAAGUAGAUGUCUUUCUGGAACUCUCUAGCUUUCUCCAUAAUCCAGCGCAUGUUUGCAAUUUGGUCUCUGGUUCCUCUGCCUCUUCUAAAUCCAGCUUGCACUUCUGGGAGUUCUCGGUCCACAUACUGCUUGAGCCUUCCUUGUAGAAUUUUAAGCAUAACCUUGCUAGCAUGUGAAAUGAGUGCAAUUGUGCGGUAGUUGGAGCAUUCUUUGGCACUGCCCUUCUUUGGGAUUGGGAUGUGGACUGAUCUCCUCCAGUCCUCUGGCCACUGCUGAGUUUUCCAAACUUGCUGGCAUAUUGAGUGUAGUACCUUAACAGCAUCAUCUUUUAAAAUUUUAAAUAGUUCAGCUGGAAUACCAUCACUUCCACUGGCCUUGUUAUUUGCAGUGCUUUCUAAGGCCCAUUUGACUUCACUCUCCAGGAUGUCUGGCUCAAGGUCAGCAACCACACUACCUGGGGUGUACAAGACAGCCAUAUCUUUCUGGUAUAAUUCCUCUGUGUAUUCUUGUCACCUCUUCUUGAUGUCUUCUGCUUCUGUUAGGUCCUUACCACUUUUGUCCUUUAUUACGGUAAUCUUUGUACGAAAUUUUCCUUUCAUAUCUCCAAUUUUCUUGAACAGAUCUCUGGUUCUUCCCAUUCUGUUGCUUUCCUCUAUUUCUUUGCAUUGCUCGUUUAAGAAGGCUUUCUUGUCUCUCCUUGCUAUUUUUUGGAAAUCUGCAUUCAAUUUCCUGUAUCUUUCACUAUCUCCCUCGCAUUUUGCUUGCCUUCUUCCCCCGCUAUUUGUAAGGCCUCGUUGGACAGCCACUUUGCUUUCUUGCAUUUCUUUUUCAUUGGGAUGGUUUUCGUUGCUGCCUCCUGUAUAAUGCUGCGAGCCUCCACCCAUAGUUCUUCAGGCACUCUGUCCACCAAAUCUAAAUCCUUAAACCUGUUCCUCACUUCCACUGUGUAUUCAUAAGGGAUUUGACUUAGAUUGUAUCUUACUGAUCAAUUAAGAACCACUAAAUCUCUUUAUAAUGGCCUAGUCUUUCUACAUAGACAGCACUCAGAAAUUCAGCCACUAUUAAAGUAAUUUGAUCAUUCCUGUCCGAGAGCAGGUCCUGAACCGUUGGUAGCAUAGAAUUGAGCCUGUUGAGUGGACGGACUCUAAUAAUUGUCUUCUGGCAUAAAUGCCAAAAUCACAAGAAAAGAAAAUAUGCUCCAAAGUAUCAUGUUCCUGUUUACUACAUUUGCAGAGAUGCUCUGAUUCUGGGAGAGCUAAAUAUCUUCCUCUUACUAUCAUCGAGGGAAACAUAUUAAAUCUGGCUAACAUAAACAGGCUGCACAAUUCACGAUUCUUCAGAUUUGUCAUGUAUCCCUUUUGGAAAAUCUCUGCACAAAGGGAGAUUUAAAUAGAGAGGAGAGCAAGUGCUGUGCUUUGCAACCUCAAGAGUGGAGAGAACACUUUUUUUCUGAAAAAUUCUUCCUGAUAAUUUCCCAAGUAACUUUGGGGUCAGAAUUUUCAAGGGUAAAAGAACCAAUAGACUAGACAUCAGAAGGUCCUUAAGCUUUGAACUUCUGGAAUAGCCUGAUGGAUAAAGUUGCAGGCCGAAGAGCAUUGUUGUACUUGAAACAGAGUAGGAUAAAUUUAUUAAACAUCUCUUGUAACUGCAAAAAUGGAAAAUGUUCAGAAAAGAGCAUGCAGUAUGAUUAAGGAGCUGGAACAACUCCCCUAUGAGAAAAGGUGGCAACAAUUGGACCUUUGCAGGUUAAAUAAAAAGCGGAGUGAGGGGUAGGGCAUGACAGAGAUCUAUAAGAUAAUGCAUGAUGUGGAGAACGUGGUGAAAUUUUCUCUCAUUAUACCAUAACUCACAGGACUGUCCAAUAAAGCUAAAUGAUGGAAGAAUCAGGACAGACCAAAUAAAUUCUAUUUUCAUGCAAAGCUAAACUCUGGAAUUCACUUUCAGAAAAUGUAGAGCUACCACCAACUUGGAUGGCUUUAUAAGAGGAUUAAACAAAUAUUCCAUCAAUACUAUCCAGGACAUCAUGCCUCUGAAUACCAGUUCCUAGGAGUCACAAAUGUGGGGAGUGCUGUCACAUUCCAGUGCUGCUUGUGGGCUUCCUACAGGCAUCUGGCUGGCCUGUCAGAACAGGACACUGGACUUUGAUGGGCUUAAUCUUAAAUUUGUGGGGCUCUAAAUAAAUUCAUAUUCUUCCAUUUGAGACUGUUGGGGUCAUAUUUUCCUUUUAUGAGCUUUGGAAAGCUUAUACCUUCCCUCUUCUUUGAAGGUAUCAGGGACAGCUUCAAUCUGAGAUGAGAUGCUAGGUGAUGUGGAUUUGUAUCAAUAUAAUCUGAUGGAUUGCCAUGUUUGGUGUCAGGCCAAAUUGCCUAAAGAUGCCUGGCUGGGCCUGUGUGGCUUCUUGAUAGUCUUGUGUGAGUCAUCUGGUGGCCCAAUAGGUUGUUUGUGACGAGAUAACAAGCAGUGGGUUAAAAGUUGUUUGGGUCUGGGAAUAGGAAUAGGGGAUUGACCUAUAGGCCCUGUGAUCACGUCUGUAAUCUUCUCAACUCUGCAGUUCUGUGUCAUCUUUGAAAAAGAAAAUAUUAAGCCUAUUGUAGUGGCUACGAAUGUUUUGAAACAUCUUUCUGAAGUUCAUGGCUGAGACAGAGAGAGAUUUGAGGUCCAUCUGCGGGCUUGCGUGUGCUUAGGGCAAUUUGGCACACUUCUACUUCAUCAGCUAGGGUAGAAAGGUCACUUAAUACUGUUUAUUUGAAUUCUGAAUAUCUAGAGAAAGGGCUUUUGUACUGGUAAAUAGUACCACUACUGAAAGAACAUAAACAAAAGACAAUGCCCCCAGAACUUAGAAGGAAAAUAUGAUUUUAAAGGAAAAUAUGACCUAUCAACAAAAGUGUUGUUUUCUACUUCUGACUUGCUCUCUGUUUGCCCCUUGCUACAAAAUGGUUCAUGGCCUUCACCAGGUCAGAAGAUCUUUGCUGUAUCCAGUUAUAUAUUCCUGUCACUGUGCAAUCAUGCAGAUGCCAAAUGUUUUUCCAUUUUUGGUAUGGUUUUUUUUUGUCCUACGUGAGACUCUUGAUUUUACUUAUUUCAAGUGCCCCAAAUUGCUUAACUCUAAAGUAGGACUACAUAACCUUCUAAGGAAAUGUACCUUGCUCUUAAAAAGUCUUGUUUUAGCCAUCCUAGGCAGGUAGUUUAUUGAAGAACUAGUGCAGGUAUGGCCAAAUUUGGCCCUCCAGAUGUUUUGGGACUACAAUUCCCAUCAUCCAUGACCACUGGUCCUGUUAGCUAGGGAUGAUGGGAGUUGUAGUCCCAAAACAUCUGGAGGGCCAAGUUUGGCCAUGCCUGCCUAGUGGAACUGCCUUCUGUGGUGGAUGUCCUGUAUUCUGUAUGCACUGAUUGGAAAUGAAGCAGUGUGACUGCCCCAAAACAUUUGCUGGCACAAAUAGUAUCAAAGGUGGGAUUGUGUAUGAUUUCCCCAAUAGGAUAAUGAGCACCAAGGCUGACGAGGACAGCAGUGGGGAGCUGGUACAAAUUACUGGGGCCCAGUGGUCUGGAAGGGACCCCAGAUCCUAACUAUCUUGCAUAUGUUUUUGUCUUUCUCAGUGGCAUCAUUACAGACAGAAAAACAAUAAAGCUGCAUAUUAUAUGAAAAAAUGAACAUUGAAAAAUAAAAAUAAACUGGCUGAGUCACAACAUACACGUAGAACUAGUCAUAUACCAUGGAGUUUUACAUGUGCAUGUGCCAAAAUCACACUUGUCUUUCUCACAAAGAGGAUACCUUUCCAAUGAAACUGCACUUAUAUGGAUCUACUGUUUUGCUCCUGUAUAGGUGGACCUAGAAAACCAGGUUCUAAUCACAGGCAUUCAGACUCAAGGAGCCAAGCAGUUAAUGCGUUCCUUGUAUACAGUGGAGUACGUCAUUGCCUACAGCAAAGAUGGAAGAAAAUGGGUUGCUUUUAAAGGGAAUCACUUAGGAGCACAGAAGGUGUGUAUAUUUACUGUACUUGUCCCUGUUUUCCACUUGAAAAAAAAAAGGCAGCAGGCAUUGAAGUUUUUGCCCAAGGGAUAAUAUACUGUAGAUUAAUAUAAAGAGAGCCAAUGUGGUGCAGUUGUUACUGUUAGAUUCCUGGACUAUGACAAAGGAGAUUAGGGUUCAAAUUUCCACUCAGCCGUGAAGCUUACUGGGUGACCUUGGGCCAGUCUUGCCGCCUAAUCUGCUUUACAGUGUUCUGAGGAUAGCUUUUUCACCUUCCUUGCUCCACCCUCCAGCCCUGGGAGCCUUUAUAAGAGACCUGUUCUGCUACCUGUUCUUUAUUGUAAUUGAUAAGUGCAGACUGUUAAAUUAUUAUUUGCUGAUGUUUAAUUUUACUGUUUACUGUUGGAUUCUAAUGGAUUAUUGAAUAUUGCUUUAUUUUAUAUAAAUUGUUUAUUUUAAAGUUAUUGUGACUUUUUGUAUAGGAUCGGAUUGUUACUAUUAAUGUUCAAUAUUUUAUUAUUUUUAUGUGUGUUGGAAUAUGGGUGGGGUAAUAAUAAUUAUUAUUAUUUUAUUUUAUUUUAUUUUAUUUAUUUUAUUAUGCAACAGCAUUGGAAUAAAAAUUGGUUCAGGGCUAUUAUGGUCCAUCUUUUUUAGCCCGAGCAAUUGUAUAGAAAUCAUGUCCUCCCUUAAAGAGGGCACAUGUUGUGGUGAGACCUGGAAACCGAUCCCCUGUGUUGUGGGUGGGUAAGAUUCGUCAGCCACAACAACCGAUUGGUAGGUCCCUCAUAGCUAGGUGCAAUCUGGCCAAUGGGACACAGUCCAAACGGUUCGAGGGACCUAUUUAUACCCAUUCACAUGACCCAGAGCUUCCUCUUUUGGCGCGUGCAUUCAGAACACCUGACCACCUCUCCCUACUUUUAGGGCUUUUGUGCUUGACCUUGCUAUGAUGUCGUGUGUCAUCUUUCAUUGGGACAGGGGCAUGGAAGGAAUUUUCCCCACUAGGCUGAUUGGCUGUUGCCAUUUGGGUUUUGCCUGCUGCGUAGCAAAUUGUCACAACUUGUAAGGUUGCAUAUAGGCUCUGGUUCAGGUGAUAGCGAUGGGAGAACGCUCUGCCAUCCCUAUGUGAAGGGUAUUCCAUAAAAGGAAUCCAGGGACUCAAAUGGUUUGGUCAAGCCCUGAGAGGGGGUUGUGCUUGUGUCUGAGUCCAGGGGGUCAUCUGGGUGGCGGAUAUAGUCCGUUCCCGACUUUUCGCUUAUCCAGGUGUUCACCCUUGGCUGACCUAUGCUGGAACCCUGGGUCAGCGCUACCUGCAUGGCAGGGAGCUAGUCGAACCAGGGCCUAUGGAACCACUCACUUUCUGUAAUCAAUAAAGUUGUGGCCUAAAUUCUGCCAAAAACCAAAACUAAAAUUUGAGUCAAGUGUGAAUUUAUUUAAGGGGGAGGUUUCUGGGUCUAUACAGGCAAAUGGGCAGAAUCCAUGUAAUAAAAUAUACAUGAGAUACUUCACUGGGAGUGCAUCCAUUAACAAAUACCGCAGAAUUACUUACAGAGCUCUUUUGUUUCCACUAGGUGUUUGAAGGCAAUUCAGAUGCCCAUGGAAUAAAAGAAAACCUCAUUGACCCUCCUCUUGUUGCUAGGUAUAUUAGGGUGUAUCCAACCAAGUUCUAUAACAGGCCUACUCUUCGUAUGGAACUCCUGGGUUGUGAUACGGAAGGUAAGACCUGGACCCUGCAGCUGAGGCCUUUCUGUGUGUACAUCUUUGCUGUAAACCAUACUGUUGCUUAGGAGAUCUAACCAGGAUGUGUCCAUAUUUUUAUGAUAGAUUGCUUUAUGCCGUUGGGAAUGGAAAGUGUGGCUAUCAAGAAUGUGCAAAUUACAGCCUCUUCUUAUAAGAAGACUUGGUUGGGUUCAUGGGAGCCAUCUCUUGCCCGCCUCAAUCUCAAAGGAAAGAUGAAUGCCUGGCAAGCAAAGGUAAAGACGAAAGCUGCAAAAUCAAAGCUUCUGCAGUUGUUUAUUUUUUUAAUAAUGUAAAAGUAGAGUAAAAAUAAAAUAAUCAGGGUCGCACAUAAGCUAACCAUCAUAUUAAAAUAGCAUAUAAAGAAAUCAACAGAAAAAGAGGAAAGAAGUUAGCGCUAGUGCUAGUGAAUGAACUCCGUUAAAAAAAAUUAAUACCUGUAGCUUGAAGUCAUUGGAUCUACUCCAGUGUACACAGGCUCAGCAGCUGUAAUGCCUGCAGGUGAUAUCCUUGAUUAGUAUAUACACUUAACCCUGGAAUACUGAGCUUAUUAAGACUUACUUCUGAGCAGACAUAUAUGGAAUUGUGCUUGAAUGAAGUGUUGGUUAUUUAGCUUUACAUUUUUCAUUGCUUUCUUUUAACAACUAUGUUUUAUUUUCUUUGAAUUACUUCCACUUUACAAAUUAUUUUGAUUUUAGGUCAACUAAUACAUAUAAUUAAAUAAAGAAUACAUGGAAGGAUGCUAAACACUUGGCUAUUUUAGAGUCUUCGUCCAGCGUUCAGUGACCCUGUGCACUUCUGUAGAACUCAGUUAAAGAUUUGCAUGUAUUGGAUAUUCACCAGUGAACUUGCACAACUCAGUGUUAUUAUUGUUCUCAUUAAUUUUACAGUCCAACAACAACCAACAAUGGCUGCAGAUUGAUCUCCUUCAAUCUAAGAAGAUAACAGGCAUCAUAACACAAGGAGCUAAAUCAAUGUACAGUGAAAUGUAUGUGAAGACAUUUUCCAUCCUCUACAGCGAUGAUGGUUCAGUGUGGAAGCCUUACAUAAAUGAUUCAACUUCCACGGAAAAGGUACCAAUUCUUCCUCCCCCUCCCUAUUUAUUAUUUUCAUUUAUGCUAAGCAUUAAAAAUGUUGGCCACCUCCGCCCCCACUACUGAGGUCUCCUUUAACAGUCUUGAUUUGCCAGGUUUGACUCAGUGACUAUACUGCCAAAUCAUUUUGCUUCACCAAGGAUUUAGGGUUCUUACAAGCAAUAUAGGGACCAGUGAUCAUUAGAUACGGCUUGUGUAACGCAGAAUAAAAUACUGGAGCUACAUCUCCGAACAGUGUUUUUAUUGUAAAGAUCAAAAUCUAGAGGCCUUAGGUCCAAAUUCUAAUGUGUAGUGGAUCCCCCUACCACACUGUGGGGACUGGAGCUUGGGAAGAUCUCUGCCUGAGAACUUAGAGAAUCAUAAUAGGUACAGUGUUUGCCGUGGACUCAAAGGAUGGCCCAAUGGCCUGACACAUAAGGGACUGCACAGGUUUAUAUGAACUUAGAUAUUAUGUGCCAUUGUGGGAAUAUGAGUUAGUCCAACCUUUUGUCUACUCAUUGCGCAUUCAUUCUCCACUAUUGCCCACUCAUUUUGUUAUACUUGUUUUCAGGUGUUCACAGGCAACAUUAACAGUGGUGGCCUAGUCAAGAACUACUUCAGGCCACCGAUAUUUUCCCGAUUCCUUCGUGUCAUUCCAAAAACAUGGAAUCUGAGUAUUGUACUUCGGAUAGAACUCUUUGGCUGUGAUGUGUUUUAGGGGCUGAACAGAAGACUGUCAUACUGAAAGCCCCAUAACCUUUAAGCUUGCUGAUACCAGAUGUUGUAAAAGGGGAAACCAGAACAAAAAACUCUUUUAGAGUGAUUAUGGUGUGCGUAUACAAAGCACUUUAAGCUGUGGAUUGGAAUAGCUUUGAAAAUUCAAUUAAAAGACAUUCAUACCUAUUUAAGUACUGUGAAUGCAUAAGAUAAACAAGCAAUUGUAUUUUUCAUUAUCACUGUGAAUAGAUACCUUAAUGUAUUACCAUCAUUGCUUUUGCCUUCUUCUGCACUUCCUACCUUCCCUCUUCCAUGCUCAGAACAGCAUGCUUAAACCAGAUAGUAAGAACAGGAAUGAGGAAUGGGGUCAGGAGACUCUGAUCAGUGAGCUGUCAGCAGACGUAUGAGCUUUGUUUACCAAAGGAUUCUGAAGAGCCAUUCCUUCAAGGGAGGUUAGUUGGUCAUCUUCUAAUUCAGGGGUCACCAACGUUUGUAGGUCUGUAAGCACAUUUGGAUUUUUGAGAUUGUGCUAUCAACACCACCCACUUUUCAUUUCUCCUCUGCCCCACCACCAUGAGAGACAGAAAGAUAGUGCACAUAUUUCCCUUACUAUGGGACCUGGAUAGAAGUUGGAUCUAGCAGAAUUAAUUUCAGCCUUGGAAAGGGCAUAGAGCUGAAAGAGAAGUGGGUAAUAGAGUUGCUCUUUCAACUUCCUCCCUAAGGAGAGGAAAGGUAAGCCCCCUUAUUACCAAGGAGACAGCUCAGAGGGGGCACCUGGGCAAGACCUCAGGAGCUCCACUACAGCCACAGGUGCCACGUUGGUAACUCCUGUUCUGAUUCUUCACAAAAGCCAUCCCUGCUGCUGCUGAUAAAUGAACAUUCACAACAUUUGUCAGUAUAACUGAUCUAAGUAGACAAACACCGCCAUUGGUUCUACAUUAUCUCAGAUGAGUUCCAAAGUGAAAAGGGCAGUUCCCAAAGAUAAGUAGGAAAUCAAAGAAUUGUAGAGUUCUGUGAUUUUCUGCAUAUCAUCUAGAUGUUUGUGCUUCCAACAAUUAUUGACUUCAUUGUAUGUGGGGAAAGCGUUUAAAAGAACUUACACUGCAUAUUAGAGAAUGAUUUAAGAUGAGUAGAAAUGGUAAUGUAAGGUAUGUCUCCAAAUGCACAGUCAUGUAUUUUGCUAACUAUCUAUGGUUAGGUCUUCCUUCCAUGACUUUGGAGGUGGAUUAACACUGAAAUUCCUAAGCGGGUGGUAAAUCUUUCUGCAAGAUGCUUAACACUUUUUCAGGAACUAUUUCAUGAUGUUAUUCAUAUUUUCUGAAUAAAAUGCAAAACAAUGCAUAUCUAAUGUGUAAAAAGCA